Molecule: messenger RNA, 2214 nt
Organism: Postia placenta MAD-698-R-SB12
Lineage: Eukaryota; Fungi; Basidiomycota; Agaricomycetes; Polyporales; Adustoporiaceae
Exons: 5
Coding region: 51-1937 (628 amino acids)
Molecular function (GO): protein-phosphatidylethanolamide deconjugating activity
Source: RefSeq, a predicted model, not a curated record
GGGCAUUGGGGGGCGAAAAGGGGUGGACGAGCGAUACGGGCUGGGGGUGCAUGCUGCGCACGGGCCAAUCGCUGCUUGCGAACGCGCUGCUUCAUCUGCAUUUGUCACGAGACUGGAGGCGUCCACCAUAUCCCAUUUACACGGCAGACUAUGCGACAUAUGUCCAGAUUAUUACAUGGUUCCUUGACACCCCGUCGCCACUGUCGCCGUUCAGUGUGCACCGGAUGGCGCUCGUUGGGAAGGAGCUCGGGAAAGAUGUCGGACAGUGGUUCGGGCCCAGUACGGCGGCGGGUGCAAUCAAGACGCUUGUGCAUGCGUUCCCGGAGGCCGGUAUGGGCGUGAGCGUUGCGGUAGAUGGUGUGGUAUACGAGUCGGACGUGUAUGCCGUCUCGCGCUCCACAAUGGGCUCUCCAAGACGAAGCGCGCGCUCAUCGUGGGGAGACCGAGCUGUACUCGUCCUCAUUGGCAUUCGUUUGGGUCUCGACGGUGUGAAUCCGAUAUAUUAUGACACAAUCAAGGCGUUAUAUACCUUCCCUCAGUCCGUUGGAAUCGCAGGCGGCCGCCCCUCGUCUUCAUACUACUUUGUGGGCUCUCAAGCAGACAACCUCUUCUAUCUCGACCCUCACCAUGCUCGCCCUGCCGUUUCGCUACGGCCGCCCCCUCAUGUGGGUGAGAGCCCCGCCCCAAGCAGCUACCACGAAGAGCCUGAGCGCCAGACGUCUCCCGACCCGUCCUUGUCUGAUCGAGACCGCGCGUCACGCAAGUCGCACCACUUCCGCUCGCCCACAUCUCCCACCUUGCGCGCAUCGAGCGGUUCCCCUUUUGCUCACCGUUCGCCACCUACACCCUCGCCGCUGCAGCAACAGCUGUCCAGCUCGAGCGCCAACUCGUCGACGUCGCCCACGAGCAGCUCGUCGCAGUCACACGCCCGCUGGCGGAGCUCCAGCGCGCUGCCCGACGGCUCGGAUGCGGACUCCUUUGGCCUGGGCGCUGGUCCAGAGCUUGGGGGAGGCGCGGACCUUGACCCCGUGCAGCGCCACUAUGUGGCAGCGUACUCAUCGGCUGAGCUGAGGACCUUCCACUGCGACCGCGUCAGGAAGAUGCCGCUGUCGGGGCUGGACCCGAGCAUGUUGAUCGGGUUCCUGUGCAAGGACGAGAGCGACUGGAUUGAUUUCCGCAGGCGGAUCACUGAGCUGUUCCGAACACACAAGCAGAUCUUUUCGAUACACGACGAGCCGCCCAUCUGGCCAUCUGAUCCGGAGGACAAUAUCGGCCUCGAGUCGAUUUCAGAACCAGACAUCGACAUGCCCGAGGAUGACGACGGACUUCUUGACGACCCACGUUCGCAGUCUGCGUCACCAGACGCGAGCCUGCAGGGCACCGCGGCGUCCAAGUCAGAAGCAGACACGGAGGACGACCCGAUCGACCCGCUGACCCCCGGCGCGGGCAAGUCAUCGCUUGAUAUCCCGCAGCACGUGCAGAAGACACCUAGCACAGUGUCAGAAGAUUCGAUUGACUUUGACGAUGAAGAAGACGAAGAAUGGAUGGACCCGGCGCCAUAUCCGCCCUCCACGCCACCGGAGGAUGAGCCCGAGCACGAUGUAGCGUCGCAGCCACAACAAUUGCACGCACCGCAGAUAGCGGUGUCGACGUCCACCAGCUCGACGGUCAGCACAAGCACGACUGGGAGCGGGAAGAAGCGGCGGAAAUCGAAGAAGGCAAAGGCCGCGUCGCCGGCGCCGGCGCCGGCAGCACCGCUGCAGUAUCCGUUCCCGGCGACGAGCUCAGGGGAAGACGUCACACAGGAGGACACGAGCAGGCCCAACGGCAAGCGCAUACCACAGAUGCGAACCGCGAAGGCGCGAGACGGUGGGCGGACGCAGAGCGGCGGCGUGCGAGGCGUGCCCGCCGACGAUAUCGAUGACGACCCAUCAUGAGGCGUCGCCCUGUAGGUCGUUCCACGAGCUGUUGAUGUGCAUGCGUAUGUGUUGUUUCUAUAUGCCCUGCAUGCGUCGUAUGAUAUGUCUGCCAUAUUUUGUCAUUCCCUCCGGCGGUUUCGUUUGCGCACCUCGGCUUGUAGUUAGUUAUAGCAUUUCAUUCUUCAUUACGGUUCUUGUAUUGCCUGGCGCGUGGGCGCACUGAUGUAUAUUGUGCAGGAAGGAGAAGGCUGUACACUGCUUGUACGCUGCAAUUCAAUCAACCAAGAUACCCUCG